GGUAAGUUUGAGGAUAUUUUUCAGUGUCUAUAAAAACAAAUGAUUGCUUUUAGUAAGGUAUUUAACAUUCAACCUCUAUUUUUCCCUGGUAAUGAAUUCUGUGGCCCAGCAAGCUAAUGUGUUAAAGAGUAUUUGCUGUUAAUUCGCUUGCUUUGCUUCUUAUCUUCUGUCUUUCAGAAUCAGUGACUACUCUUCUUCUGUUCACACACUUAUGGGUCUGGAAAGGACUUGUCAUUGCCUCUGUGAUCCUUGCACUAGGGCAAGGUCAGCUGUAUUGGUCAUCUUGGACAGAGAAAGUCUGUUGUUGCUGUGAGUUUCAUUGCAGCAUUCCUCUGUCUGAUCAUCGUUCGUCUCACCAAUGAAGUAACUUUCCCUUUGAUUCUAAACUGCUUUGGACAAACCAGUGUCAAGUGGAUACCAUUUUCUAACGGCCAACGGCAGCCUCUGAGGACUCACUAUGGAUAUGUAAACGUGAAAACGCAAGAGCCUCUACAACUAGAUUGUGAUCUCUGUGCCAUUGUUUCAAACUCAGGACAGAUGGCUGGCCAGAAGGUGGGAGCUGAGAUAGACAAGUCCUCGUGCAUAUGGAGGAUGAACAAUGCUCCCACAAAGGGCUAUGAGGAGGACGUUGGGAAGCGGACAACCGUAAGAGUGGUCUCUCACACGAGCGUGCCUCUCCUACUCAAGAAUCCCGAGUACUUUUUCAGAGAAACCAACAGCACUGUUUAUGUGAUCUGGGGACCUUUUCGAAACAUGAGGAAGGAUGGAAAUGGCAUUGUGUACAACAUGCUGAAAAAAACUGUUGACAGCUACCCAGCUGCCAAAAUCUAUGUGACAACAGAAAAGCGCAUGAGUUACUGUGAUGCGGUGUUCAAGAAGGAGACAGGAAAAGACCGAGUCCAGUCAGGUUCAUAUCUCAGUACGGGUUGGUUUACCUUAAUUUUGGCUAUGGAUGCCUGCUAUGGAAUUCACGUCUAUGGGAUGAUAAAUGACACCUACUGCAAGUCAGAAGGCUUUCGUAAAGUUCCCUACCACUAUUACGAGCCAGGAAGAGAUGAGUGUGAGGAAUACUUCCUGCAUGAAAAUGCUCCAUAUGGAGGCCAUAGGUUUAUCACGGAAAAGAAAGUAUUUGCUAAAUGGGCCAAGAAACACACAAUAGUAUUUACUCACCCAAACUGGACAGUGUCUUGAUACUGGUUUUCUUAACUCUCCCUUAACAGCAUAAUAUUACAAAAAUGUCUCAGUUUACAAUAAUUUUGCUUACAUCUGGCAGGCCUUUCUCAGCCUAGGUAACACUAAACUAAAAAGCAGAAGACAAAGAGGGUGAUGGUUCAGCUGUUAAGCAAAAUUGAUCAAACUGUGGAAGGCAGACACAUUGCUUGUUAUUUCUUAGGGUUUUACUCCACACAAUGCACUUUAUACUUUAACUGGAUUUUACUUCAGUAGUUAAAGGCGGAUGAGAUUUCCUGUAUAUAGAGGUGCACACAGGGAACACGGUGGUCCUUGAAAACUUGUUCAGUAUCUUAGUUAAUUAAAAUUUGUAUUUGUAACUCAUUUGCAGUAUUGAUAGUAUUGCAGCACUAGUUCCAUUUGCAGUAUGGAGAAUUUUCCACAAAGGAAAUAUGAAGAAAUAUACAGACCUCCAAGGUCUGUUUGUCUUAUCUAUGAGUAAGCAAAUGUUAAGAAACCACCUAAAUACAUUGAUGCAUGUGAGCACUUGCAUAUAUGGUAAAAUUAGAGAUGAGCUAAACAUGGUUCUUGAACUGCACACAACUCUCACUUGAGAAGAUAUUACUUACUCAAAGCUCCUGAUUAAUUCCUACCUUCUAAAAUGCAGCUUCAUUCCACCCUGAUCAGGUCGAACCAUAUUGCAUGGUUUUUGAAGGUGUUGUUCCACAGUUUUUUUUCCAGCAACACUGGACUUAGCAAAGACUGUGUGCUGCAGCCCACACCAAACCUUUGUCUGUCAUAACUAUCCUGCUGUCAGGUUCCACGUGUUAGCGUAAGGUUGGCACAUGAACAUCUCCAGUUGUGCUUUUGAGUUGCUCCAACAUCCAAAUACUAGUAUUUUGACAGUAUUGCCUUUGCAGCCAUAACAAUAAUUCCUCUCUCCACUUCUCCAUCUUUAAAAAUGGGGACAGUAUCUAUCUACCUCACAAGGGAAUUGUGAGGAUUAAUUUAAGUCCAUAAAGCACAUUGCUUAUAAAGAAUGCUACGGAGCGUUUAUUCUUAACACAAAAGCAAUGGUACCUGUCAUUUAUUCUUGUCUGUUGGGUAUUUGAAGAAAGUGAUGGCAUGUCUGGAUAUGAUGGCAGAUUACUCUGUGUGUCCUCAUUCCUACUGAGGAUAAUUUGUAAUACUGAGUUCCCUCAGCUUGCAUUGCUUCAAAUGGAGUUGAAAGAACUCACCACCUCACAGUAUUACCUACACAUCAAGAAGCAGUUCAAGAAUUUUAAAAUAUACUCAUCUCCAGUUGAAAUAUGUAUUUCCAAGCUUAUUCUCAUGGAAAGUUUUCAGCUGCAGCAGACUCAUUCUUAAUAUGACCAUAAUUCAACUAAACAUGUAAGUUUUAUUUAAACUGUAUUUAAAUUAAUGCUUUAAGUUUAGAAUGUGUCCUAAGAAUAUUUUAACAUCUGGAAUGUCAGAUUCUACACUGUAAUAGCCAAUACUGUGAACACUUGAAAGAGUUAUGUGUGGAACAUGACACACAGGGUUUACUCAUGCUACUUUAACAUUAAACAAAAGGAAACUUUGUAUGCUUUUGUAAAUCAUAAAAAGGGGAAGUAAAAAAAGAUAUUUUUACAUGUAAGUAUUUGUGUACUAUUUCCUAUUGUAUAUUUGUACAUAUAAAUCUAUAUUUUAUAUGUUCAUAGCAUAUAUAUAUAUUCUCAUCAGCAGCUGCAACUCUUUUAGGAUGGGGACAAAAACUCUUUACCAGUGUUACUCCUCCUGAUCAUUGGUUUCCUGUUCCUGUUGGUAGGUGAUACUAGGGUAUAAUCUCUCUUGCCCUUUGUAUUUUCUACUGUAAAUGCAGCGCUCUGAUUUUAUUUUUAAUAUAGCUCAGCUUUCACUGCUUACUUUAGUGCUGGUUGUUAGACAAAGGCUGGGGCCAUUCCUAUGAUCAUGGAUGAAUACCUAUAUUGAAAUACAGGCUCUGUUCCACAUUCGUGUGACUUGAUAUCUCACCUUCCUGCUUGGAAAAAAGAGAACAAUAACACUCCCUACACUUUCCUACUCCCUAUCUUGACUGACUUUCUUUUAAGCUCUCGAGACAGAUAUUCUCAUUUGCAAUGUAUUCGUAUAGUGUCUUGCAGAAGAGGUGCCCAACAUAUCCGAAGGCUACAGGCAAUGCUGUAAUAUACAAACAAUAUUUUUAAAGUGGCUGUUUCUUGUUGCUGGAGUUAACAAUCAAUCGUAGGCUAAUACAGCAUGGGAUGAAAUCCAGAGGGGAAAGGGUCAUGGAUGCAUGAAGGGUUGUAGUAGCAAAAGACAGUGAGCUAGAUUUAUUGCUAUAUGCAUAUUCAUCUUUUCAGUUCAGAUGGAUGGCUAGAUAGACAGAAAGCUAAUAAAGAAAUUGUAAUGAAGGAUUUGAAGAAUGCAGGGCACACAGAACAAGGGACAAUGUUCCACGUAUUUUGUACAGGGAAACAUAGGAGAACCUAUAGCUCCCCUGUGAGAAGAGGAGGUGAAAAAGAGAAUAUCAGUUGAAUUGAUCUUGUGUUUAGAAGGUAUUUGGGUUAAGAGAAAGUUACGAUGAAAGUGCUGCACACAGAAGUGUAGUUGGGCUUGGACCCAUGAGAAGUGUUCUCACAAAGCAUAGACUUUAUCCCAGCAAGCACAGCAUAAGGAUUCUGCCUGAGUUGUUUUUGCAUGCAAGACCAUUUCUAAGCCUGAGAAAUUUUUUCAAGAUAAUUAAGGCUUGCCAAACUACCAUGAAUGUGUUGUAAAAUAUGUGCUUCAUCCUGCAGCUUUUUGUAGAGUGCUUGCAUGCUGUAUGAAACAAUAUCUCAUGCUAUGGCUAGCUAAGAAAUAUAUAUCUCUAAGAACAGCUAAAUGUACAGCAAAAAUGAGAAUGUCACUAAGAGUGCAGUUGUCACAGAGCAAAAGUAAAAGUGUUGCUCUCUGUUUGUAGAGGGGCUUGGAUUUGCAGUGAGAGGAGAUCCACUUUUAGAAACAUUGCAGCAGACUUCAUUCACAGUAGAGUAAAUGAACAUCAGUUCCCUUAUUUAAAUGAGACUGUCUUUAGCAUAAACUAAACAUAUUUGCAUGAUUUUUAUUAUAUGAGUAAGGAACUGUGACCGCUGUGUUAAAGAUGAUUCUACAAAGAAAUGACUUUGUAGGAAUUUGUUAAAAAUCAGCAUUGUGGUACUGAAGAAAAAAAAUUCAGCGCUUGGCUGUGCAGUAAGAAACCUUGAUGAUUCACCUUCUGAAAGCAGUUAAGACAUCAGCUGAGAACCAUUUAUUAAUUCUUUGAAAUAAAGCCUACUACAGUUUACCUGAAUGUAAUCAGAUCCUAAUUGCUUAUUCAUUCAGGCAGCCCUAUUUUAAUCAACUAGUUAUGUGUAUAAAACAAGCAGGGAGUUUACCUUGGAUAUUCAAAAUAGAUCUUCCCAUUGCUGCUAAUAGAGGGAUACUUACAAAUAAUUCGACUUUUUUUUCCCCCAUCAGUCAGCUAAGUAGUCAUCAAAUAUUUCUUUUGUAAUUUAGUUGGUUGUUGAAAGGACGCUUUUAAAAAUAUACAUUUUUGGCUUGCCAUAGCCUUAGUUUUAUUAAAAGUUUAAAUUUUAAUAUACUUUCUGUUGCAGUACCUUCUGAUUUAUUUUUUUCCAGAAAAAAAGAGGUCUUAAAUAAGAGCAGAAUUUUUCUAAAUCUUUUUGACUAGCUAAUUACCAAUUCACAGUUAAUUAACUGAAUAAUGAAAAAAAUGAUUUUUGUUUUCCAAACAGAUACAGCGGACAUGAUCCCAACCUUCUCAUCCCCCCAGAUGUCCAGAUCACUUCCCUCUUAUAGCAUGGCCUCUUCACAGAAACAAAACAGUAGUCUAUGUAUCCAGCCAAAUUCCCUUCCCAUCUGAGCUGGGAGGCUCCAUCUGCAGACUGCUUUUAUCAGUUACAGCAGUAAGCAGGAAGGACUGAGGAAAAGUUCUACUGAGGAGCAGAUGGUGUUCCAACUUCUAAAAAAUGUCCCUAAAAUGUUUCAGGAGUGGAGUACCCAUUGAUCUCUCCUGCGAUACUCUGUUUCUUAGAGCGUCUUUAGCUCCUAUCUAGAUAAGUUGUUCCACUCCCCACUGCCGAUUACCAGUGAAGAGAAAAUGUCCUUUGCAGGGAAAGGCAGAGGUAAAUUCCGUGUUGUCAAAGAUGUCUGUAUAAGCAACACCAGGGAGGAAGAAGUCAGCCUGGCAUGGCUUGAAUCAUGUGUAGAAGACCCACUUCUACAGACCUAGGAAUCUCUCAAUUCAAAAGUAAUGGAAAUCAGUUUGGCAAGUUCAGACCGUGAGUAGAGCAACCAUCCCAGUAAAAUUUCUGCACUCCAGGGUACUGAGGUAAGCAGUGUUUUGUCUGAGAAGCACCACAUGCACAUAAUGUGUUGCAUAGUUGAUGAUGUUAAAGAGGAGCCCAUCCAACACAAGGAGGGCUGAUGCAGGCAGUGCUCAGUCACCUGAUAACGGGCCAGACAAAAGUAGGGCCCCACACAAAGAAAGCUGACAGCAGAAUACAAAUGCUCAACCAGAGGACAUGUCCAGGUAAGUAAAAAUUAAAUAAGUAAUCACUCAUGAAUUAUAACUGGAUAGUGUCCUUAGCAAGUAGAAAAUCAGAAGCACUUCACAAAUUAAUGCUUAAAUGUUGCUGACAAUAUUUUUCUGCAUGUAUCAUAGAGUACAUGUUGUUAGUGGUGCUUGAGCAAGUCUGAGGCUUGUUUACCUUAGGGGUAGCCUUAGGAGGGAAACUUGGUGUCAGUGCCAAAGGAUCACACAGGAGCUGUCUGGGGGCAUUGCUAUGUCCCACAUACAUCAGAGAAUCAUGUAUUUACUAAAAAGGCCUGUUUCUCCUGACUAGGCAUAGUUAGCUCUUUUGAGCAGAAAGUGUUUCAUUUUCAGCAGAUGUGUCUCAUUCUGUUCCUUCUUUCCUGGGAGGAUGCAGAGGAAUGUGACUUAACCAUGGGGGAGUGAAGAAUGAUAUGGUGAAUAAAUAGCCAACUACCAGGCUCAUAUAUAUUUCUCUGUCUGUUGUUGUGACAUAUAGCUAAUGACACAGAAAAAAAAAAAAAAAGCUUUUUGUAAGCUUUGUAUUGCAUAACCCACGAAAGUCUCAUGUGUGUGGUCUGCACUGGAGUCUCAGGCAACACCUUCAGAAAGAGGCUGAAGGAGAAAGUGGCAGUCUCUCCCCAGUGAAAGACAAGGCUUCUGUGUAAUGUGUGGCAUCCCGGGACCCAAUCCCCCAGCUUUUGUAGGUUCAUGCAGCCUCAGCUUUGGGUCCUUUCCAGCCCCGUUGAAUGACAUGCAUUCUCCAGCUGGCUUACACAGCCCCUGAGCUGCACAAAGUCUGCCCCGUUCCCCCCUUCUGUGGGGCCAGGGGACUGCUGAUGCUGCACCAGGGCUGAGGAGCAACAGGCAGGGACACUGUCAAAUCAGCAGAGUGACCUCACUUGGGGCACAGUCUCACCUCAAGUGCUGAACAGUUUCUUUGAAUGAGGUGGGAAAGAGAUCACUGGGGUUUGGUUAUUUAUUUAUUUUUUUUAAGGUUAGAUCACAAAGAAUCACCAUUUUAUGGGUGUCUAAAACAGCUGAUUUUGCAUCUUUUUUUUUGUAUUGCUUGCUGCUAUUUCUGGGAAUUCAUGAAGAUAUGCAGCUGUCAGCAUCUGCCACUGCUGUCCUGAUUUACUGGCCAUAAAGAGAUUGUAAACUUGAACUAAUGCAUGUUCUAACCAUGUAUUAUGCAUGAUAGCAUGUAAUAUAUUUUAUUCUAACACUGUAAUAAAGUAAGUUCUGUGUAGACGUAGUUUAAGUAGCAGACGUAGUGCUUUUUCUUUCUCUCAUAUCAUGUUUUGUUCAGAGCACUUUGCUGGAGCUCUGUGAGUGCCAUUAGCAGCUGGCAGCAUAUAAAUUGUUGAAGCCAGUCAGGAAAUAUUUACUAAACUUGAUAUUUUUCAUUAGAAUAUCAGAAAUAGUUAAACUUGCUUUUGUGAACCUACUGUAGUGCUCACAGUCACAAUUUUGUGUCCCGUUAUAAGGAAAACUUCACAUCUAAGUGUAAGGGAAUGACUUCAUUGACACAGCUAGUGUCGAGAUGCUGGCAGGGCAGCAAGCACAAGUUUUGAUAUCUGUGGCAUCUCUUUAAUGGGAAUUGCACAUGUAGAAGAGUAGCUAAGAUGCCAGCAGCUUUUUCAUAUUGUUGCUGCUGAAAAUAGUAUUUCUGAGGAUGGCUGGAGCAAAAAAUUGGGUGCUCACUGCUCUUUUGGCUGUUAAUCUGUCCCCUCCUCACACACAGACUCUCACACACAUCUGCAAAUAUGAAGAGUGCCUACAGGGAAAGCCUUUUUUUCCAGAUAGUGGCAAGUCAGAACAAAGAAGACUAAUCUCUUAUGUGGCAAACAUAGGCUGUAGUACUUGUUGAUUCAUGUUUGUUCUGUAUGUUUUUGAAGCCUGUGUCUACAUUAGUGAGAAAUGAGCUCAGCUGGAUCAGCUCUGUAGCCUGAAACUGUUAGUGCUAAGUACUUGAUAACCACACCAUACACAGCCUCUAGUUUGGUCCCAUGGGCUGAAUGCCACAUCUUUUAGUUUUAUCAGAAAGGAAUCAAGUCCGUGUCCUGAGGAACGCUCCAUAAUGCAAAACAAACCUUGUUAAAUGGGGCUACUAUAAUGGUCUGCCCCAUAGGAAAGUGAAAUUUCUAUUAGCCCGUCUUUUGGAUAAAUAGAAGCCCUUUGGGUUUUAUUUAUUUAUUUAUUUUUCCCCAGUCUUCCCAUGAGUUCCCUCUUUUCAUGGGUAUUUUUCUUUCACAUAUGAGAUCUGGUCCCUUCUGUCAGGUUAUGGGAGAUGAAAGCUCCUGACUCCUCCUAAAAUAGCAUCCAAAUGUGGUAUAGGACCAUGUAAUCCAGUAUGGGUGCAACAUGGAAAGUUUGAUGAAGAGAUAAUUGUGAUUCCACUUGUGGAUGUGGUUUUAGCAUAAACAUGUUGAAUGCUUGCUAAUGUAUCCAUUGUUUUUUAUAUACAGCACCCCAUUCAAAAUUCCCUUCAUCAUUUUUCCAGGAUAUUUUUUGUUGUUGUGGCCUUCCAGUUAUAUCUGUAUAUGUGUGCACAUGUGCGUGUAUAUACAGUAUAGAAUCCUUCUUCUGUUCUUACACAGUUGCUACUAUAUGCUUCUAACAAAAUGAUGUAGAAAGUUCAUGUUAUGCUACUUAUUACAUGUAUUCUUUGGUUGCCUUUUUGUAGUGCUGAACAGUGUAUUCAUAGUAGACAUCAUUGUAGACUUUGAAAACUUUCAUGCAAUUUAUUUUAGAUGUUUUGCCAUGUGCUAUAUGCUACUUAGUUUUUGCUCUCAUUUGGAGAAUGUGCUUCUAUGUACUUGCUAAAUUGUGCCUGGGAUAUUUUAAAAUAUGAAUAAAUGUAUACAAUUUUCCAAUA
Cygnus atratus (black swan) is the source of this 8621-nucleotide messenger RNA. RefSeq names its product ST6 N-acetylgalactosaminide alpha-2,6-sialyltransferase 3 (gene ST6GALNAC3). NCBI's taxonomy places the organism in Eukaryota, Metazoa, Chordata, Aves, Anseriformes, Anatidae. Bases 538 to 1191 code for a protein of 217 amino acids. Gene Ontology annotation, biological process: oligosaccharide metabolic process; ganglioside biosynthetic process. Gene Ontology annotation, molecular function: alpha-N-acetylgalactosaminide alpha-2,6-sialyltransferase activity. The transcript is spliced from 5 exons. The record is from RefSeq and is a predicted model, not a curated record.